AUGGUCUUUUGGAACCGAAGAGAGUUAUCUGCUCGAAUUGCAAAAAGACUGAAUUUUUUAUUAAAUUCGUUAUUUCGAAACAAAACUGGAGCAAAACCCACAACUGGGGGUAUUGAACAAAAGAUGAAAAAAACGAAGACCAAGAGUGGUGUAGUUCUUGUCUCAGAAAAAUUUUCUAUGAUAAAGAAAACUACUGAAAAGCAUGAUGAAAGUUAUUCACCACUUCAUCAAGGAGAAGAAUUACCUCAUGAUAAUUUUGUUAACAUCACUAACUAUGGUUUUUGUGGAAUUGACAGAGAAUGGUUGAGUUUAAUCAAAGAAAUUAAAAGAAACGAAGAUAAUGACUUUCUAACUGAAUUAUUCAAAUGGGCUCAGCAAGAAAAAGUAAAAAGGAUAGGUGCUGAUGGCGAUAUUAAGACAAUUGGUUAUAACCGAAUCGGAUUUGAGAUUAGAAAUAUAAAUAUUCAAAAGAAAACUCAAGAAGAUUAUCGAAGGGAAGAUGAAGUAAACACUUAUAAAAUAGCCAAAUCAACUCAACGCCCUUAUAGAUGCUCCUAUUGUAGGAAAGAUAUAGACCUUACUAAAGCUAUUGUAUCAGGCGAUAAUUUUGAAAUAAGACAGUUACGCACAGAAAAAUGUUGUUUUCAACAUUUAGAGAAUUGUUCUUUUACUUCUGAAAAGGUAAAGGGAGUAGCAAAAAUGGGAAGAGAGGAUUCUGAAGAUAAAAUAAAGAAUGAUAAUCUAGUAAUUGAAUACCAAAAUUCUCAAAGAGAAACUAUAACAACAAUUACUCCUGAGUUACAACAGAUUAGAGACUAUUGCCAAGUUCAAGGCUUAAACUCUCUUACUUUGACUGAUUUACAAAAACAAGACACCAAUAAUCAACAACCAACUAAUUAUUUACCUUACAUAUUAGGCGGAGUAGGAAUAAUGGCGAUACAUGGUAUCACUAAGAAAGUAAUAAGUUAUUAUUUUGAUGAGCAAAAAGCAUUUUUAGGGGAUAUAAAACCCUUUACUGAUUAUGUUAAAUCUUUACCCUCAUCUCAACUAAUGGCUGAGGAUGAAUGCAAGCAUACCAAACGUUAUACUCUAAUGCUUUGUGUUCGUAACUCUGAAGAACAACCGAUAAUCAGCCAUAAGUUAAUUGAUAAUAGUGUUGAGAAAAAGAAAGUAACCAGUAAGGGAACCAGAGCAGUAGAGUUUCACGAUUUUAUCCUAGAUGUUAAAUCAAAAUUACUUACUGAUGAUAAAUAUUAUCUCUUAUUAGACAAUGCCAAAAUUCAUAAGGCAAUUAAGGCUCUUUUGAAAGAAAAACGACUUCCUAUUCUCGAUUUAUUUAUUAAAAUGAAUAUUGACCCUCUUUAUUUAGUUCCUUAUACUCCUCAAUUGAACCCAGUAGAAUUAUGUUUUAAUUUCCUUCGAGGUUAUGUUGAGGAUAAACGACCUAGAACUUAUGAACAGUUAAAAUCUGUUAUAGAUGAAGGGAUAGAAGAGUUAAGUAGAAAACCAAUGACUGAAUAUUUUAGGCAUUGUAUCGAAUAUGAUUUUUCUAGAAAAACGAGCAUGGGUUAUGAAUAA
Molecule: messenger RNA, 1578 nt
Organism: Ambispora leptoticha
Lineage: Eukaryota; Fungi; Glomeromycota; Glomeromycetes; Archaeosporales; Ambisporaceae
Source: the annotation of a GenBank genome assembly